AUGGCACGCCUAUGCUUCCCUGUACUUGUGCAGCUGGUCUUGCUCAUCGCCGGUGUGGCCGGCGGGCCGUGGCAGGAGUUCCUCCGCCCGCAGUCCGACGUGGACAAUGAUGUCGUCGGGACGAGGUGGGCCGUCCUCAUUGCCGGCUCCAAAGGUUUCGAAAACUACCGCCACCAGGCGGACGUGUGCCAUGCGUAUCAAAUCCUGAAGAAAGGUGGCUUAAAAGAUGAGAACAUCGUCGUCUUCAUGUACGAUGACAUCGCAAACAACUCCGCCAACCCCAGGCCGGGGGUUAUCAUAAACCAUCCCAACGGCAGUGACGUAUACGCCGGAGUUCCAAAGGAUUACACGGGAAAUGAUGUGAACGUGAAUAACUUCCUCGCCGUCCUGCUUGGCGACAAGUCAGCGCUCACCGGCGGCAGCGGCAAGGUCGUCGAUAGCAGCCAGGACGACCACAUUUUUGUGUAUUACACCGACCACGGCGGUCCAGGGGUGCUUGGUAUGCCAACCUUAGGUGAGAGCCUGUUUGCCAGUGACCUGGUGGCAACUCUAGAGAAGAAGCACGCGGCCGGAACGUACAGGAGCCUGGUGUUCUACGUAGAGUCGUGCGAAUCCGGGAGCAUGUUCGAGGGCCUCCUGCCGGCCAACAUCAGCAUCUACGCCACCACAGCCUCGAACGCGACAGAGGACAGCUGGGCCACGUACUGCCCCGGCGGCGGGCAGGGAGAGGCCCCUCCUCCGGAGUUCAUGACCUGCCUUGGUGAUCUCUACAGCGUCUCGUGGAUGGAGGACAGCGACGCACAUAACCUUCGUAACGAGUCCUUCGAGUUGCAGUACGACAAUGUGAGGAAUAGGACGCUCUCCUGGUCACAUGUGAUGCAGUACGGUGAUCUAGGUCUGAAUGCUCAGACCCUGGACCUCUUCAUGGGUUCCUCCGAUCCUGCCAACCACAGCGCCACGGUAGGCAGCACAGACAAUUUACUCAUGCAGCUUUCCUCCGCCGUGCACGUGCACCAGCGUGAUGCAGAUCUUCUCUACUUUUGGCACAAGUACCGGAGAUCGUCGGACGGGAUGUCCGAGGAGGCUCGGAAGGAACUGCUGGGGGUGAUGGCACAUAGAUCCCGAGUCGACAAGGGCAUUGAGCGCAUCGGCGGCAUCCUUUUCGGCACCGAGGCAGGCCCCCAAUUCCUCACCGCCGUACGUCCGACCGGCUGGCCUCUGGUUGAUGACUGGGACUGCCUCAAGUCUAUGGUACGGGCCUUUGAGGAGCAGUGUGGGCUGCUGGGACAGUAUGGAAUGAAGCAUACGCGGGCCUUUGCCAACAUGUGCAACGCCGGCGUUGGGCCCAUAGCCAUGCCCAACCUCGCAUCCAAGGCCUGCGCAGCUUCUACUCCUCCGUCCUUCUGA
This is a messenger RNA of Lolium rigidum, 1407 nucleotides long. Its product is annotated as vacuolar-processing enzyme-like. Gene Ontology annotation, biological process: vacuolar protein processing. The transcript is spliced from 7 exons. Lineage: Eukaryota; Viridiplantae; Streptophyta; Magnoliopsida; Poales; Poaceae. Gene Ontology annotation, molecular function: cysteine-type endopeptidase activity. The record is from RefSeq and is a predicted model, not a curated record. The coding region runs from base 1 to 1407 and encodes 468 amino acids.